Durusdinium trenchii is the source of this 2820-nucleotide messenger RNA. Lineage: Eukaryota; Dinophyceae; Suessiales; Symbiodiniaceae. The record is from the annotation of a GenBank genome assembly.
AUGUCCCUGCCCGAAAGGGUUACAGUAUACUUACUAAGUACAUCAUCAGAAACAUGCUCACUCGACCGGAGCUUGGACAAGUCUUCCUUGCUUGGACUCACCGGAGACGUCUUCACGAGGCACAAGUUUGAGAACAAACAGGAGCAGCGAGACGAGCAGGUCUUGCGCUUGCGUGUGGACAUCGCAGACUUUCACCUCAAGGAGUUUCUCAGCGCUCCGCUGGAAGCCGCGUCGCUACCGAGCGCGGUGGAGCUGAGCGGCGGGGCGUUGUCUGUUAGCAGCUCAGAAGCCUUUCUGGGACCCGCUGAACGUUUGCAGGAGCUCUGGCAAUCUGCGGCGGCGUUCCAGGCUAGUGGGCCAUGGCCUCCCUCCAGACUGGUGGCGUGUGCCAAGCAUCUUUGUGGCGGGGCCACUGAUAUCGCCUUGAGAUCUCUCAAGGCCUUCCCUGCCGAAGCUGGAAGCAAAGGUGGAGUCAUGGUGUGCGUGGCCACCUGUUGUCACCAUCGCUGCGAUGUUGACAGCUAUGUGAACAGGCCUUUCCUGGAAGCCUUGGGCCUUUGCAACUCACCGGAGGACUUCCUCCAGUUGGUCUCCACGGCCGGUUGGGCCGUGGGCGGUGAGGGGCGGCGAGACGUGCAAAAGCGUCGGGUGGGAAUGAUGGCCAAGAGGAUUCUGGAUUUGGGCCGCGUUGCCUGGCUUCGGAAGGAGUUGCACCUUGAUGACGCAUCCUUGACCGAAUACAUCAGCAAGGACCGACAAGAAGGCCUCUUGCUGGAUCUCUCGGUCUUCACUGAUCCGCCCCAGCCAUACCAGGUUUGGAAAGCUAACCCUGUGGAAGUCACCAACAAGAACGAGCCGGAACUCCUGGGACAUUUGGCCAUUGCUGGGUACACCAAGGCCCUGUGGGAUCUGCCCAAAGACCAAUUGCCUCCCACAGCCUCGGCCAAACACGGGAAGGUGAUUGCUGGCUUUUAUCAGGUGUUCAAAGAUCACGUUCCGCACCUGGAGGCCCUUCAGCAGUACCUCACAGACCCCAACAGCCCCACGUGCUCUUUGACGUUUCCGCCCCGCCGCCCGGGGAACCCAGAGAACGGUGCUGGACGUGCUGGGCGUGACGAGUGGCUCGGGGCCUCGGAGAAGACCUCCGCUGACGCGGUCCUUCUGAUCGAGGCCUUGGACCGAUGGGUCGGGGCUGGUGUUUUGGAGCUGCAUUUUCCAACAGAUGUCUCAGGUAAGAGGGAUCUUCUCCGUUCGGCAUCGCAGCUACGGACCGGCCCCCGCGUGUCCUCGUUUUCGUCGGAUGUCGAUCUGGCCGUGCCCGAUCCGGCGGAGGUGGAGCGGCCCGACUUCCUCUUCAGCAAUGUGGACCGCUUCCGGAAACGGAAAGCCCCACCGAGGCCCAAGGCACGUGGAACAGGGACCCGCGCGGCAGUCGGAUCCAGCGACAUCGGAGUGGAAGUUGAAGGUGAUUCCAUUCCUCCGGGCGAGGCUGUCUUCCAGUGGUGGUCUUUUGCUCAGAGAAUGACUGAAGACGACGAUGUCAAUCGCAAUUCUGGUGGGGUGAUCCGCAUCCAGGAGGUUCUGGCCAUUGGAAGCUGGGAAGCCCAGCCCACCCAUGGCAGCGAACAGCACCGUGGUGAGACAUUCCGAGAGCAGUUUCUUCCUUCGAGCCGCGUCACGGUGAACCAUCCGCACUUCGACGACGAGUCGCGCUUCACGCAGAACUGCUUCGUGCAGUUCCAACGAGGCAACCCCCGGCGCCGACGGCCAGUCCGGAGGGUGCGCCGGGGCGAGGUUGCAGGCCUGGAUCUCAAAACGGGGUCGGCCUGUAGCAUUUGCUUCUCCGAUGAUGGCUUCCUCAUUGGAUGUGGAAAGAAUCAUGUGCUUUGCAGAGGCUGCCGCUGGGCGGGUUUGCGCACCGUGGUCGGGGACGUCACCCAGACGGAGAACCUCAUGUGUGGAUGCCUCACCAUCGACGACCGCAGAGCCUUACAAGGCUUAGCGGAAGCCGCCGACAAAUCCCUCCAGGCACUCUUGGCCGCGCCGCCAACGGAUGUUGGAGAAGAGCAGGAGUUCCAGAUGGAGCUUGCACAAGUCCGGAGACAGUUCCAGGUCCGAGAGGUCCCCGGCGAUAUCUUUCAGCGCAAGGUCAUGGAUUGGUACGAGAUGGCUCGGCGACGAGAGAGUGAGCAUCUCUACUAUGCCUGUGUCCAUCCGAGCUGUGGCAUGGACAAUUGGAUUUUAAAGAUUGACUUCGAGAGUGAGUACCGCUCGCGGGGCCUCUAUAGCUGGACCUGUCGAGCCGGACACAGGAACUCAGUGUUGCCCAGCCAGAAGGAGAUCAAUGAGGCGAACAGGAACAUCCUGACACAUCCAGAGUUCUACACUCACAGCUGUGGUCACGACUCCUUGUCCUUGCGACGCUUCCGCUUUUGCCCGGGAUGUGUGCAUGAAGGCCUUUUGACCUUUGCUGUGCACGACGAUGGAUGCAAGCAGUGGCCCGGCAGUGGGAGCGGCCACAGGCAUUGCUUUUGCUGGCACUGCACGCGGAACUGGGCAACGGGCGAGUGCUCCCAUUCAGUCGCUUGUGCAGAUCCUGGCGUGCAGCAGGUGCGCCGGACCAGCGAUGGAAGUGGAUCUGAGAAGCUGGAGAUCGGCUACGUGGAUGCUCAGGCCUACAUUGAUUGGGUCAACACCGGCCUGAACUGCCCCGACACCAUCUUCGCCGCAAGCCGCGUCUUGGGCCCCACCCGACAAGGGAUGCUGGGCCUCGAGGACCGUGAACAGCUGAAAGCCUGGAUGGAAGAAGGGACCAGCUGA